Messenger RNA from Hibiscus syriacus, 1242 nucleotides. RefSeq lists its product as uncharacterized. Bases 20 to 1207 code for a protein of 395 amino acids. The record is from RefSeq and is a predicted model, not a curated record. Lineage: Eukaryota; Viridiplantae; Streptophyta; Magnoliopsida; Malvales; Malvaceae. The transcript is spliced from 9 exons.
UUUUCUCUAUGUUUUUCCAAUGGCAUCUCUUUCGAGUCCAGUGUCCUUCUCCAAUCUACGUGAGACAUACCCUUUUCUCAACACCCACUUACCUUCUUCUCCGUCUUUUUCUUUAAUCAAAGCUUCAAAUCAACGAAUUGGAUCUCUCAAAUUCAACUCUGAAACCUCUCAGUUUCAUAGGCUUUAUCUUCAAGCUCUACCUCGUGAGGUUCCAGAUGAAGAACAGCCGCAGUCUCUCGCCCUUAAUACUGGGUUUCACUUAUUUUCUGAAGAUAGCCGAUCUGUAUCUCAGGGUGAUUCAAAUCAGAAUAAAAGCAGUGAAAAUGAUGUAGAUAAGUUAAUAAAGGUUGAAACCCAUGGAAGUGGAGUAACUGUGGGUAACAGAGCUGGACUUUUCAGAACACCAAUAUCUGGUGGAGUGCACAGUGCAACUUCAGCGCAUGGGUUACCUCGGCCGCCUUUAGCUGUCCGCAAUCUGAUGGAACAAGCCAGAUUUGCUCAUUUAUGCACGGUAAUGUCUCGGAUGCACCAUCGACGAGAAGGGUAUCCUUUUGGCACUCUGGUGGAUUUUGCACCUGAUUCAAUGGGCCAUCCAAUAUUUUCAUUUUCACCACUGGCUAUCCACACACGGAAUUUAUUAGCAGACCCUAGGUGUAGCCUUGUCGUGCAGAUACCUGGAUGGAGUGGCUUAUCAAAUGCACGGGUAACUAUAUUUGGUGAUGUCUACCCACUUCCCGAGCAUGAACAGGAAUGGGCUCAUAAGCAGUACAUAGCAAAACAUCAUCAAGGGACUUCACAACAGUGGGGAAAUUUCUACUACUUCAGGAUGCAAAAUAUAAGUGAUAUAUAUUUCAUUGGAGGAUUCGGCACUGUUGCAUGGAUUGAUGUUAAGGAAUAUGAAGCGCUUGAACCCGACAAGAUUGCAGUUGAUGGAGGUGAACAAAAUCUAAAGGAACUCAAUGCAACCUUCUCAAAGCCCCUCAAAGAUUUGCUAUCAGCAGAAGGUGAGGUUGAUGAUGCUGCUCUUAUAUCAAUGGACAGCAAGGGGAUUGACAUUAGGGUCCGUCAAGGUGCACAGUUCAACGUACAGAGGCUGUCAUUUGAAGAAGGGCAUGGGGUUGAAACAUUGGAGGAAGCCAAAGUUGCAUUGUGGAAAGUAAUAAAGAAAGGAGUAGUGGAAAAUCUGAAGAGCCACCACUGCAUGUAAUAUUAUAGAGAAACCUUAUAUUAUACACAGUUGGU